Molecule: messenger RNA, 1083 nt
Organism: Meloidogyne enterolobii
Lineage: Eukaryota; Metazoa; Nematoda; Chromadorea; Rhabditida; Meloidogynidae
Source: the annotation of a GenBank genome assembly
AUGGAUCUUACUCGAUUUCCUUUUGAUAACGUUACUUGUGCUCUAACUUUUGAAUCAUUUAAUUAUAAUACUGAUGAAGUUGAAAUGUUUUGGUCUAGUGUUGGAGUUGCCAAAAUGAGAGAUCAUAUAGAAUUAGCUGAUUAUUUGCUCAUUGAUAUAAUUCCAGACCGCCAAACUGUGCCUUAUCCGGCUGGUUAUUGGCAUGAAUUAACUAUGCGAUUUCACUUUAAGCGAAGGGCUGGCUGGUAUAUACUUCAAGCCUACUUGCCAACUUAUUUAACUAUUUUUAUCUCAUGGAUCUCUUUUGUUCUCGGUACUCAAGCCAUUCCUGCACGUACAAUGUUAGGAGUAAAUUCAUUAUUGGCUAUGACAUUUCAAUUUGGCAAUAUUAUUAGAAAUUUGCCUAAAGUCAGUUAUGUAAAGGCUAUAGAUAUUUGGCUUCUUUCUUGUAUGACUUUUGUAUUUUUUUCUUUACUUGAAUUAGCUUGGGUUGGUUAUUUAAGUAGAAAAGAAGGGGAAAGUAAUAGAAAAACUGAAAAAGAUACGGCAUCAACUACUGCUGCUCAACAACAAUUAAAAACUGUUUCUACACAAAAUUGGCAAAUACCUUUUGAAGAAAGUGAAGUUAACCGAAAAGAAGAAAAUAUUAAUUCUCUUAGAAGAAGAAUGCCACUCCAACAACAACCACCUUUACCUAUAAACGAAGACGAAACAGCAGCCCUUUUAGCCAGAACAAACGAUUAUGGUUAUAUUCCCCCAGGUUAUGGAUUAUUAAAUGGAAAUUUAUUAAAAGAACCCCAAAAACAACAGCAGCAACAAUUAAUUUUAUCUUUUUAUUCCCCCCAAGGAAUGGAUAAUUCUUUAUUUUCUAAUGAUGAUCAAUUAAUAAUACCUCAAUUAAAAGAAAAUAUUAAAGAAGAAGAGGAGGACGGGGGAAAUUCUUUAUUAAAUAAAAAUAAAAUAUUAAAUCGUUCGAGAAAAGAACAAUUAGCUUUAAAAAUAGAUAGAUAUUCUGCACUUUUAUUUCCUGCUUUAUUUGCUCUUUUUAAUGUUUUUUAUUGGUAUCAUUAUAUGACUGAAUAA